Lachancea thermotolerans CBS 6340 is the source of this 1041-nucleotide messenger RNA. RefSeq names its product fatty acid elongase ELO3 (gene ELO3). Gene Ontology annotation, molecular function: fatty acid elongase activity. Gene Ontology annotation, cellular component: endoplasmic reticulum membrane. The coding region runs from base 1 to 1041 and encodes 346 amino acids. The record is from RefSeq and is a predicted model, not a curated record. The transcript has a single exon. NCBI's taxonomy places the organism in Eukaryota, Fungi, Ascomycota, Saccharomycetes, Saccharomycetales, Saccharomycetaceae. Gene Ontology annotation, biological process: fatty acid elongation, polyunsaturated fatty acid; very long-chain fatty acid biosynthetic process; fatty acid elongation, monounsaturated fatty acid.
AUGGAACAGGUUCAAACGCAAGCACAGUCGUUUGCUGCGGAGCUUCUGCAGAAAGUGGAGUCCGUGCCAUGGAUCAGCGUGCACACGCCGUCCAUUGAGCAUCCGUUCGGGCUCGAGUUGUGGCCAAUCUUCAGCAAGGUGUUCGAGAAGUACGCCGGGUACCCUGCGGAGGACUUCCAGUUCAUCCACAACAAGACGUUCAUGGCGAACGGGUACCAGGCGGUCGGGGUGAUCAUCGUGUACUACAUUGUGAUCUUCGGCGGCCAGGCGCUGUUGCGCGCGGCGAAUGCGCCGCCUUUGAAGCUCGGGUUCUUGUUCCAGCUGCACAACCUGGUGUUGACGUCCGUGUCGCUGGUGCUGCUGCUGCUGAUGGUGGAGCAGCUGGUGCCCAUGGUGUGGAGCCAGGGCCUGCUGUGGUCGAUCUGCCACAAGAACGCGUUCGCGCCCAAGCUGGUCACGCUGUACUACCUGAACUACCUGACCAAGUACCUGGAGCUGAUCGACACCGUGUUUUUGAUCCUGAAGAGAAAGAAGCUGCUGUUUCUGCACACGUACCACCACGGCGCGACCGCGCUGCUGUGCUACACGCAGCUGACCGGUAGGACCUCUGUGGAGUGGGUGCCCAUCACGCUGAACCUGGGCGUCCACGUGAUCAUGUACUGGUACUACUUCCUGAGCGCGCGCGGCAUCCGCGUGUGGUGGAAGGAGUGGGUCACGCGCUUCCAGAUCAUCCAGUUCCUGAUCGACCUGGUUUUCGUGUACUUCGCGACCUACACGUUCUACGCGUACAAGUACUUCAACGGCAUCCUGCCUAACAAGGGCACGUGCUACGGCACCCAGGCCGCGGCCGCCUACGGGUACCUGAUCCUGACCUCGUACCUGGUGCUGUUCAUCUCGUUCUACAUCCAGAGCUACCGCAAGGGCGCGUCGAAGAAGCGCGCAGCGACGAACGCGGCGGCCAAGAUUGCCACGGAGGCCACCACGGCCGCGACGACGGGCAAGCAGUCGCACGCCACCAAGGCGACGUCGAGAAAGGCCUAA